Mobula hypostoma (lesser devil ray) is the source of this 23100-nucleotide messenger RNA. RefSeq lists its product as uncharacterized. The record is from RefSeq and is a predicted model, not a curated record. NCBI's taxonomy places the organism in Eukaryota, Metazoa, Chordata, Chondrichthyes, Myliobatiformes, Myliobatidae. The coding region runs from base 3836 to 4738 and encodes 300 amino acids. The transcript has 2 exons.
CUGCUGAAGGGUCUUGGCCCGAAAAGUCGACUGUUUAUUCUUUUCCAUAGAUUGCGUCUGGCCUGCUGAGUUCCUCCAGCAUUCUGUGUGUGUUGCUUUGGAUUCCCAGCACCUGCAGAUUUUCUCUUGUUUGAAGAAUUUUGGUGAUCCCUUUGUAAUGGAGUGAGAUAAAUCAACGGUUUGACUGGUGUUGCUGCAACAGCCUUGCAUUCAGUGGCAGUAAGACUAAGGAAUUGAUUGUGAACCAGAGGAAAGGGAAGUUGAGAGAACACACAACAGUCCUAAUCGAGGGGUCAGCACUGUAAAGGGUGAGCAGUUUCAGAUUCCUGGGUGUUAACAUCUCUGAAGCUCUAUCCUGAGCCUAACAUACUGAUGCAGUUGCAAAGAGGGCACAACAGUGGCUGUAUUUCAUUAGGAGUUUGAGAAGAUUUGGUUACUUACAAAUUUCUACAGAUCUACCAUGGAAAGCAUUCUACUGGUUGUAUCACCAGUUGGUAUGGAGGGGCGAUUGCACAGGAUCAGAGAGCUGUAAGCUCAGCCAGCUCCAUCAAAAAAGCAGCAACCAUCAUUUACGAAACCCUUUACCCAGGACAAGCCCGCUUUUCAUUGCUGUCAUCAAGGAGGAAGUACAGGAGCCUGAAGAGACACGCACAGCUUUUAGGAACAGCUUCUUCCCCUCUGCCAUCAGAUUUCUCAAUAGACAAUAAACCCAUGUGCAUACACUAUACUUCUUAUUGUAAUUUAUAAUUUUUAUAACAAUUUUUCCUGUUAUUUGAGGAAAGUGGGAGGUUUGAGUGUGAGGGCAGCUUGUUGUUCUCGGUGUGGGAUGUGGGAGAUCCUGGAGUCUCCCAGCCUCCCGGACGUCCACAUCUGCGCCAGGUGCGCUGAGCUGCAGCUCCUAAAGGAUCAUGUUAGGGAACUGGAGCUGCAGCUCGAUGACCUUCGUCUGGUCAGGGAGAGUGAGGAGCUGAUAGAGAGGAGUUACAGGCAGGUGGUCACACUGGGGCCACGGGAGGCGGGCAAGUGGGUCACGGUUAGGAGGGGGAAGGGGAAGCGUCAGGUACCAGAGAUUACCCCAUUGGCUGUGCCCCUUGAUAAUAGGUACUCCUGUUUGAGUACUGUUGGGGGGGACAGCUUAUCUGGGGGAAGCAACAGUGGCCGUGCCUCCGGCACAGAGUCCGGCCCUGUAGCUCAGAAGGGUAGGGAAAGGAAGAGGAGGGCAGUAGUAAUAGGGGACUCGAUAGUUAGGGGUUCAGAAAGGCGAUUCUGUGGAUGCAGUCAGGAGACCCGGAUGGUAGUUUGCCCCCUUGGUGCCAGGGUCUGGGAUGUUUCUGAUCGCGUCAAAGAUAUCCUGAAGUGGGAGGGUGAGAAGUCAGAGGUCGUGGUACGUAUAGGUACCAAUGACAUAGGAAAAGGGAAGAGGUCCUGAAAAGAGAAUAUAGGGAGUUAGGAAGGGAGUUGAGAAGAAGGACUGCAAAGGUAGUAAUCUCGGGAUUACUGCCUGUGCCAUGUGACAGUGAGAGUAGGAAUGGAAUGAGGUGGAGGAUAAAUCUGUGGCUGAGAGAUUGGAACAGGGGCAGGGAUUCAAUUUUCUGGAUCAUUGGGAUCUCUUUUGGCACAGGUGUGACCUGUACAAAAAGGAUGGGUUGCACUUCAAUCCUAGGGGGACCAAUAUCCUGGUGGGGAGAUUUGCAAAGGCUACUGGGGAGGCUUUAAACUAGAAUGGUUGGGGGGUGGGAGUCAAAUUGAGGAGACUAGGAGAGAGGAGGUUAGUUCACAAAUAGAGAAAGCUGUAGACAGUCUGUGAGGGAGGAUAGGCAGGGGACAGAGAACGGGAGCACUUAGACCGAAGAUGUAGGGGAGAAGGAAGAAAAAGAUAACAAAUUCGUUUGCACCAUUAGGGAUAAACAGAGUAAGAGGUGGAGAGUUUCUUAAAUGCAUCUAUUUUAAUGCUUGGAGCAUGGUAAGAAAGGUGGAUGAGCUUAGAGCAUGGAUUGAUACCUGGAAAUAUGAUGUUGUAGCGAUUAGUGAAACAUAGUUGCAGGAGGGGUGUGAUUGGCAACUAAAUAUUCCUGGAUUUUGUUGCUUCAGGUGUGAUAGAAUCAGAGGGACAAGAAGGGGAGGUGUUGCAUUGCUUGUCAGAGAAAAUAUUACAGCGGUGCUCUGGCAGGAUAGAUUAGAGGGCUCAUCUAGGGAGACUAUUUGGGUGGAAUUGAGGAAUGGGAAAGGUGUAGUAACACUUAUAGGGGUGUAUUAUAGACCACCUAAUGGGGAGUGAGAAGUGGAGGAGUAAAUUUAUAAGGAGAUAGCAGAUAUUUGUAGUAAGCACAAGGUUGUGAUUGUAGGAGAUUUUAAUCUUCCACACAUAGACUGGGAAGCCCAUUCUGUAAGAGGGCUGGAUGGUUUGGACUUUGUAAAAUGUGUGCAAGAUAGUUUUUUACAGCAAUACAUAGAGGUACCAACUAGAGAAGGGGCAGUGUUGAAUCUCCUGUUAGGGAAUGAGAUAGGGUAGGUGACGGACGUAUGUGUUGGGGAGCACUUCGCGUCCAGUGGUCACAAUGCCAUUAGUUUCAAUAUAAUUAUGGAGAAGGAUAGGACUGGACCCAGGGUUGAGAUUUUUGAUUGGAGAAAGGCUAACUUUGAAGAGAUGCGAAAGGAUUUAGAAGGAGUGGAUUGGGACAGUUUGUUUUAUGGGAAGGAUGUAAUAGAGAAAUGGAGGUCAUUUAAAGGUGAAAUUUUGAGGGUACAGGAUCUUUAUGUUCCUGUUAGGUUGAAAGGAAAGUUUAAAAGUUGAGAGAGCCAUGGUUUUCAAGAGAUAUUGGAAACUUGGUUUGGAAAAUAGAGAGGGAUCUACAAUAAAUAUAGGCAGCUUGGUGUAAAUGAGGUGCCCGAGGAAUAUAAAGAAUGUAAAAAGAAUCUUAAGAAAGAAAUUAGAAAAGCUCGAAGAGGAUAUGAGGCUGCUUUGGUAAGUAAGGUGAAAAUAAAUCCAAAGGGUUUCUACAGUUAUGUUAAUAGCAAAAGGAUAGUGAGGGAUAAAAUUGGUCCCUUAGAGAAUUAGAGUGGAUGGCUAUGUGCAGAGCCAAAAGAGACGGGGGAGAUUUUGAACAAUUUCUUUUCUUCGGUGUUCACUAAGGAGAAGGAUGUUGAAUUGUGUAAGGUAAGGGAAACAAGAAGGAUAGUUAUGGAAAUUAUGAUGAUUAAAGAAGAGGAAGUACUGGUGCUUUUAAGGAAUAUAAAAGUGGAUAAGUCUCCGGGUCCUGACAGGAUAUUCCUUAGGACCUUGAGGGAAGUUAGUGUGGAAAUAGCAGGGGUUCUGACAGAAAUAUUUCAAAUGUCAUUAGAAACGUGUAUGGUGCCAGAGGAUUGGCGUAUUGCUUAUGUUGUUCCAUUGUUUAAAAAGGGUUCUAAGAGUAAACCUAGCAAUUAUUGGCCUGUGAGUUCGACGUCAGUGAUGGGUAAAUUGAUGGAAAGUAUUCUUAGAGAUGGUAUAUAUAAUUAUCUAGAUAGACAGGGUCUGAUUAGGAACAGUCAACAUGGAUUUGUGUGUGGAAGGUCAUGUUUGACAAAUCUUAUUGAAUUUUUUGAAGAGGUUACUAAGAAAGUUGACGAGGGUAAAGCGGUGGAUGUUGUCUAUAUGGACUUCAGUAAGGCCUUUGAUAAGGUCCCACACGGAAGGUUGGUUAGGAAGGUUCAAUCGUUAAGUAUUAAUAUUGAAGUAGUAAAAUGGAUUCAGCGGUGGCUGGAUGGGAGAUGCCAGAGAGUAGUGGUGGAUAACUGUUUGUCAGAUUGAAAGCCGGUGUCUAGUGGUGUGCCUCAGGGACCUGUACUGGGUCCAAUGUUGUUUGUCAUAUAUAUUAAUGAUCUGGUUGAUAGGGUGGUAAAUUGGAUUAGUAAGUAUGCAGAUGAUACUAAGAUAGGUAGAGUUGUGGAUAAUGAAGUAGGUUUUCAAAGCUUGCAGAGAGAAUUAGGCCAGUUAGAAGAAUGGGCUGAAAGAUGGCAGAUGGAGUUUAAUGCUGAUAAAGGUGAGGUGCUACAUUUUGGUAGGACUAAUCAAAAUAGGACAUACAUGGUAAAUGGUAGGGCAUUGAAGAAUGCAGUAGAACAGAGGGAUCUAGAAAUAAUGUUGCAUAGUUCCCUGAAGGUGGAAUCUCAUGUGGAUAGGGUGGUGAAGAAAGCUUUUGGUAUGCUGGCCUUUAUAAAUCAGAGCAUUGAGUAUAGGAGUUGGGAAGUAAUGUUGGAAUUGUAUAAGGCAUUGGCAAGGCCAAAUUUGGAGUACUGUGUACAGUUCUGGUCACCGAAUUAUAGGAAAGAUGUCAACAAAAUUGAGAGAGUACAGAGGAGAUUUACUAGAAUGUUGCCUGCGUUUCAUCUCCUCAGUUACAGAGAAAGGUUGAACAAGUUAGGUCUUUAUUCUUUGGAGUGUAGAAGGUUGAGGGGGAACUUGAUAGAGGUAUUUAAAAUUGUGAGGGGGAUAGAUAGAGUUGACGUGGAUAGGCUUUUUCCAUUGAGAGUGGUGGAGAUUCAAACAAGAGGACAUGAGUUGAGAGUUAGAGGGCAAAAGUUUAGGGGUAACAUGAGGAGGAACUUCUUUACUCAGAGAGUGGUAGCUGUGUGGAACGAGCUUCCAGCAGAAGUGGUUGAGGUAGGUUCGAUGUUGUCAUUUAAAGUUAAAUUAGAUAGCUAUAUGGACAGGAAAGGAAUAGAGGGUUAUGGGCUGAGUGCAGGUCGGUGGGACUAGGUGAGAGUAAGAGUUCGGCACGGACUAGAAGGGCAGAGAUGGCCUGUUUCCGUGUUGUAAUUGUUAUAUGGUUAUUAUUAUGUAUUGCAAUGUACUGCCAUAAAACAACAAAUAUAUAUCAGUCAUAUUAGGUUUGAUUCUGAUGUGGCCCCUUGAAACAGUUUUGAGCAUAUUACUUGGGAGGUUUCACCUUGUAUAUGGAUUGCCAUCUACAGUACAGAAUGAUCCUGUGGCAGGUGCAUUAUGUCCAUCCCUAUUGUCUCCCUCAGUUCCAUUUUCUAUUCAGUGACUCUUUAUAUGCUGCAUGUCUAAUCAAUCCCUUGCUUUUUUUAAAUGCUACAACUAGUCAUUUUAGCAAAUCUGGCGGGCCUGAGCAUUUUCCUCCUCUCUUAAUGCUGUAACCUUGGACUUCAGAACGUGUCUUGCAACUUUACUCUUCCACACCAAUCCUGUAAGGACCAGUUAUCCUAAUGGUUUAUGGCAGCGUUCUUCUGGAUGCCUGCUUUUGUUUGAACAGUAGGUAAUGCUGACCUCAGCGAAGAACUGGUUUGGAAUGAUUACUGGUGUUGGAGUAAACACCGUGUCCGUAGAAUCACCUUUGGGUUUAUGGCUCCGCCUUUGUUGAUGAUUUAUCUUUAUGACACUCAGGCUGAAUAUUGUUUUCAUUCACGAGAUGCAGGCAUUGCUGGCAAAGGUGAUAAUCUGACAGUGCCUGUUUAACUAAAAACAAUUGGUGGAAAUAUAAAGCAGAAAUGGUUUUACAACACAUCACCAGUGACAUUGUGGCUUUUAUUGUAAUAGCCUUAGCUGCUUUUGACUUAAUUAAAACAAAUUUUUGUAAGGAGAUUAUUUUCAGUUUAUUGCUUUGAGUUUUAAUGUGACCUUCAAUUGGUAUAAACAAUUAGUACUAGAAGUGGAAAGUCACGUGCUUGACUCCAGGUGGAAACAUACACAAUUUUAGAUUUCGAAUGUGCCAAGCUGUUUUACAUCUCAUUUAAGAAUCUUGAUUCAGGUAUACUGCAGGCAUUUUAUUUUGUGGCUGUUAUAUGCUAAUAGUAAUCUAUGGUUUAAACAACACUGCCAGUUGUUCAAAUGAGAAAGGCAUUCAGCCAUAUGAUGGGUAAUCCUGCAAGAUUUAUAUACUUACAGGGACAAUGAAGUUACAACAUAGAUGCGGUUUUUGAAAGACCUAGUCUUGAAUGGAUUUCUUAAUUUUCCAUUGGCAAAAAUAGUGCUUAACCGCACUAACAAAUUAAUCAAUUCCAGCAUAGUACUUGAAUGAAGUAAAUUGUAAUUUAGUUUGUGGCCUGUCGAGCAGGCUGCAUCUGGAUCCUGUUCCGGCUGGAGUUUAACUGUAACCACGCAGCCAGUUUGAGAUGCUGGAAAUUCACUGUUGCAUAAUUCGAAGAAGUCCCGCACCCAACUAUGAGAUGAUUGACACAGACAAAAUGCCGGAGGAACUCAGCAGGCCAGGCAGCAUCAGGGAAAAGAGCAGACAAUGUUUCAGGCUGAAACCCUUCAGCAGGACUGAGAGAAUUGAUUUUCACAGAACUGAUCAAUGACUGAAAAGAAUACAAGGCUAUAGUUCAUGUUUAAGAACAAACAAGACGUAAACAGCCACAGUAGUCUAAAGCAGAUGCAACCUCACUGCACUCGGCCUUGGAUCACCUGGACGAUAGUAAUACUUGCAUCUGGCUGCUGUUUAUUGACUUAGCUCAGUGUUCAACACAAUCAUACCCUCUAUUCUAAUCAUCAAGCUCCAAAGCCUGGGCCUCUGUACCUCGCUCUGCAACUGGAUCCUUGACUUCCUCUUCAGGAGACCACAGUCUGUGUGGAUUGGAAAUAACAUCUCCACUUCGCUGACAAUCAACACUGGGUGCUCAACCAGUGUGCAAACUGUGCAAAUACAAAAAUAAAGAAGUAAUCAUAAUUAAUAAAUAAGCAAUAAAUAUUGGGAAAAAAAUUAAUUGAGUCCUUCAGAGUGAGUUCGUAGGUUGUGGGAACAUUUCAAUGAUGGGGCAAGUGAAGUUGAGUGUCAGGAACAGAACCAUUGACUCAUGAUGUGUUGUAUUAAUUAAGCUAAUAACUAAUUAAGCUAAUCCUUCUGCCAACACAUAGUCCCUAUUGCUUUAUUCUCUACACAUUCAUGAGCCUAUCUAAGAGCCUUUUAAAUCCCUCUCUUGCAUUUGCCUCCACCAGCACUCCAGGCAGUGCAUCCACCACUCUGUGUAAAACAAAACCUUUCCUCUCAUUUCCUUUGAACUACCCCCACCCACCCCCUCACUGUAAUGCAUGCCCUCUAGUAAUAGAUAAUUUGACUCUGGGAUGGAGAUACUGGCUAUCUACCUCUGCCCAUCAUUAUUUUAUAAGCUUCUAUCAGAUCUCUCCUUAGCCUCUAUUCUUCAGAGAACACAACCCGAGUUUGUCUAAUCUGUCUUAAUAGCAUAUGCCCUGUAAUACAAGUUGCACCCUGAUAAACCUCUUCUGCACCCUCUGCAAAGCUUCAACAUCCUCCUAUCAUGGAGCAACCAGAGUUGAACGUAAUGCAAUGCAACUUCAGAUGUGGUCUAAUCGACUGCAGCUUAACUUCCUGACCCUUGUACUCAGUUCCCAAUCAUUAAAAGCAAGUGUGCUAUUUGCCUCCUUUGCCACCCUAUCAACUUGUGAGGCCACUUUCAGGGAGCUAUAGACCUUGCCCCCAUGGUGCCUUUUUACAUUAACACUUUUAAGGGUUCUACCAUUAACUGCUUACUUCCCAUUAGAUUUGACUUUUCUUUUACAUUUGAAAUUACAAAUUCUCUCAGAUGACUUCUAAAUAUGAUCCCGGGAAGGUAGUGUUCUUUCAUGUGGGUUGACUUACUGUUUUGAAUUUAAAGGUCACAUGAUAUUUUGAGUUGGGUAUUUUGUAAGUUUUUUAAAACUGGAAAUACCCCAAACUUUGAUCAGCAAGUCAUCAGUGAUUACUGAAUAGAAUAUGGCUUAAGAGAUUGUCUCUACGACAGAGUGGAAUAUCUGAUGUUAUUUUAUCAAGUCUCUUUGGAGGAAAUGCAUUAGGGUUUGAUUUACAAUACUGUGCUCAAGUCUUAGGCACAUAUAGCUUGGGUGCCUAAGACAUUUGCACAGUACUAAAGUAAUUUUAUGUAUUGCACUGUACUACUGCCACGAUCAAGAAACAAAUUUCAUGACAUAUGUGAGAAAUGAUAAACCUGAUUCUGAUUUGGGUCUCUAUUGUGGACUGAGAAUGGGAAGGGGGAGGGAAAUCGUGGUUGAUAAAAGGGGAAGAGAGAGGGGAGGGAGCAGGAAGCACCAGAGAGACAUUCAAUAAUGAUCAAUAAACCAAUUGUUAGGAAUCAAAUGACCUUAUCCCAUGUCUCAGGGCUGGGUGUGUCUGCACCCAGCAAUACUUCCCUGCCAUCUGUCCCACUCCCCUUCCACAGCGCUCCACCCUCGUCAUUCACAACAUGCUUUGCUCCCACCAGGUUUGCAAACUCCUCUCCACUCCAUAUUGACAAAUACGGUACUUGCACAAGUCUUAGACACCCUAGUUCUAUAUCUGUGUGUAAGACUUUUGCACAGUACUGUAUGAUUUUAAGUUUCUACAGUGAUUGUGAAUAGAUGUUGAGGUUUGAAUUGUAGUAAAACAUUUGCUAUUAAAAAUGAAAAAUACUUCUUUAAUUUUAAUGUGGCAAAAUUAUCUGCUAGAUGAUAUUGACCAUGUAAGAUUUACAGUGUGAGAAACAAGUUUAAAUCCCACCAGAAACUGUUUCCCCUUGAAUGUGUUCCUUUUGUUUUAAUCCACCCCUAGAGCAUUGUUAAUCUGGAGAGAAAAGUUUUUUUUAAGCCUAGAAUUUUUGCCAAUCUCUUGAACUAGGAGCAAUCAGAUUAUGUGAGGGCAGCACGAACGGGUGCUGUCUGCGUGGAGUUAGUUUGUUCUUCCUGAGAUCAGGUCGGUUUCCUUCCAGAUCCCAAAUGUGUGUGACUCACUAGGUUAAUUGGCCACAGUAAGUUGCUCCUAGUGUGUAGCUAGGUGGUUGGAUCUGGAGCGGUUGAUAGAAUGUGGGGUGAGUUAACAAUGGGAUUAAUGUAGAUUUCCCUUAAAGGUUGCAGAGCAAACUUGGUGAGCUGUCAGACCUGUUCCUGUGCUGUAUCUCUAAAAAUAUUCAUCUUUUGAUCUGGGCUUGGUUCACUUCCCCCUCAACUUUACUAUGUAAACCAAAUGCAUCAUAUGUCAUUGUUUGGAGCGCUCUUAGUUUCAGGUGACUAUCAGACUUCCUGAAAUGGUUGCUUAUGGGUAAUAUUUUAAAACAACAGGGGAUAAGCAGGUAAAUCUUUAACACAUAGAUUGUUAUUUAUUAACCAUAUCAAAUUUCAUUGCUGUUUGAUUGUAUGCAAUCCAAGUAAAUCCAUGUGGUGCCUUUAUCAAAUCUCAACUUGUUUUAGAAACUUUCAUACAUUAUUUAGAUGGGAAAUAACAACAGAUAAAAAUGAAUUUGAAAUGUCUUUCAUGAGCUCCUUCGCAUCAUACUUUGCAGAACAGCUGCUUAUUUUCCACAAAUUUAUCUUUGAUUAAUUAUCUUGAAUUCCAGACACUAACCGCUGGUUUAGUCUGUGAAGCAGGAACUUCUCCCUUAUAUGCUUUUGGUGUUAGAGCUCUGGUAAUGUCAUUAUGUUGGAAUUUCUGAAACUCAUUUUUAUAUCAUAAGCCUACCAGUUGUAAAUUUGUUUAGUAUUAAUCUGUAAGGGCUUGUAAUUGUGGACGUCUAGAGGGCGGCUGAAAGCUUUGGGUUAAACUUCAUGAUCCCUCUUACUCCUCUUACAAGAUGCGGACUAAGAUGUACACUGCGCACGACAUUCAUUUGGUCUAAUCUUGCUACUCUUUAAAUUUGGAACAAAGAAAACCCAGUGGAAGACUAAAUAAUAGACUUUCUAACAUGCUGGGUGGGACUACCAAUAGAGGUCAUGGGUUAAGGGUGAAAGGUGAAAAUUUGAAGGGAACAUGAGGAGAAACUUCUUCACUCGGAAGGUUGUGAGAGUGUGGAAUAAGCUGCUCGCGCAAGUGCUGCAUGCAGGCUCGAUUUCAAUGUUUGAGAAGUGUGGAUGGGUACAUGGAGAAUAGGGAUAUGGAGGGCUGUGCUCCUGGUGCAGGUCGAUGGGAGUAGGCAGUUUAAGUGUUUUGGUACAGGCUAGAUGGGCCGAAUGGCUGGUUUCUGUGCUGUACACCUCCAUGACUCUUUGAGUUCUGCUUCAAUGUGUAAAGAGACUGGACAAACCCAAGGAGUUGCUUGUAGUUUACUGUGGGUACAUGUGCAAGGCAAAAGAGUUUUGAACAAUAUUUGUGACGGAACAGGCUGGAAAUUGACCUUGUCAUUACUGUUAAGUCUAGGGGUACCUUACUGAUCUGCUGAAGGAGAACCAUGAGAUCACUACACGACAAUGAGGAAAUGUUAUGCAUUCAGAAAUUUAAAUCACUGCUUUGAAAUAAAUAUGCUAUCUUAAAUAGUGCACAUUUUUAGCAUUUUCCUCAGGUUUAAAAUCAUUGGCACAUGUGAGGUUUGAUGUUUUGUGGCUGCAGAACAAUACAAUACAUAAGAAAAAUUGUAAAUUGUGAUAAGAUAUAAAUAUAGUAAAUUAAACAAGUAGUUCAAAAAUAGAGCAAAACAAAAAUAGCAAGGUAUUGUGCAUAAAUUCAUUGUUCAUCCAGAAAUCUUAUGGCAGAAGGGAAGAAGCUGUUCCUAAAACAUUGAGUGUGUCUUGUCAGGCCUGGUACCUCCUCUUUGAUGGUAGCAAUGAGAAAAGGACAUGUCCUGGAUGAUCGGGUUCCUUACUGAAAGAUGCCGCCUUUUCGAGGCAUCGUCUUUUGAAGAUGUCCUCGAUGGGAGAGGCUAGCACCCAUGACGGAUCUGGCAGUUUCCAGCUGUCUGCAACUUUUUCUGAUCCUGUGCAGUAGCCCCCUGUGAUGCAACUAGUUAGAAUGCCCACCUUUAAGUAGAGCAUUUAAAAUGUCUACUUAGUAAGUAUUUGAAGUUUCUGCACAACCAUGAUUGGAUUUUGAGCUCUUUUAGAAACAUAGAAAACCUAGAGCACAAUACAGGCCCUUUGGCCCACAAUGCUGUGCUGAACAAGUACUUACUAGAAAUUACCUAAGGUUACCCAUAGCUCUCUAUUUUCUAAGCUCCAUGUACCUAUCCAGGAAUCUCUUGAAAGACCUUAUGGUAUCCGCCUCCACCACCAUCACUGGCAGCCCAUUCCAUGUACUUACCACUCCCUGUGUUAAAAAAAAAACAACUUACCCCUAUCAUCUCCUCUGUACCGACUUUCAAGCACCUUAAAACUGUGCCCUCCUGUGCUAGCCAUUUCAGCCCUGGGAAAAUGACUAUCGACACGAUCAAUGAUCCUCAUCAUCUUAUACACCUUUAUCAGGUCAACUCUCAUCCUCCGUCACUCCAAGGGGAAGGGCCGAGUUCACUCAACCUACUAUCAUAAGGCAUGCUCCCCAAUCCAGGCAACGUCCUGUAAAUCUCCUCUGCACCCUUUCUAUAGUUUCUGCAUCCUUCCUGUAGUGAGGUGACCAGAACUGAGCACAGUACUCCAAGUGGGGCCUGACCAGGGUCCUAUAUUGCUGUAACAUUACCUCUCAGCUCUUAAACUCAAUCCCACAGUUGAUGAAGGCUAAUACACCGUACGCCUUCUUAAUCACAGAGUCAACCUGCGCAGCAGGUUUAAGUGUCCUAUGGACUCAGACCCCAAGAUCCCUCUGAUCCUCCAUGCUGCCAAGAGUCUUACCAUUAAUAGUAUAUUCUGUCAUCAUAUUUGACCUACCAAAAUGAACCACCUCACACUUAUCUGGGUUGAACUCCAUCUGCCACUACUUAGCUUAGUUUUGCAUCUUAUCAAUGUCCCGCUGUAACCUCUGACAGCCCUCCGCACUAUCCACAACAACCCCAAUCUUUGUGUCAUCAGCAGAUUUACUAACCCAUCCCUCCACUUCCUCAUCCAGGUCAUUUAUAAAAAAUCACGAAGAGUAGGGGUCCCAGAACAGAUCCCUUAGGCACACCAUUUGUCACCGAUCUCCAUGCCGAAUGUGACCCGUCUACAACCACUCUUUGCCUUCUGUGGGCAAGCCAAUUUUCGAUCCACAAAGCAAUUUUCCCUUGGAUCCUGUGCCUCCUUACUUUCUCAAUAAGCCUUGCAUGGGGUAUCUUAUCAAAUGCCUUGCUGAAAUCCAUAUAGACUACAUUUACUGCUCUACCUUCAUCAAUGUGUUUAGUCAAUCCUCAGAAAAUUUAAUUAGGCUCGUAAGGCACAAUUUGCCUGUGACAAAGCCAUGCUGACUAUUCCUAACCAUACUAUGCCUCUCCAAAUGUUCAUAAAUCCUGCCUCUCAGGAUCUUUUCCAUCAACUUACCAACCACUGAAGUAAAACUCAGUGGUCAAUAAUUUCCUGGGCUAUCUCCACUCCCUUUCUUGAAUAAGUGAACAACAUCCACAACCCUCCAAUCCUCCGGAACCUCUCCCAUCCCCAUUGAUGAUGCAAAGAUCAUUGCCAGAGGCUCAGCAGUCUCCUGCCUCACCUCCUACAGUAGUCUGGGGUACAUCUCCUCCAGUCCCGGAGACUUAUUCAACUAGAUACUUUCCAAAAGCUCCAUCACAUCCUCUUUCUUAAUGUCUAUAUGCUCAAACUUUUCAACCUGCUGUAAGUCAUCCCUACAAUCGCCAAGAUCCGUUUCUGCAGUGAAUGCUGAGGGAAAGUAUUUCUGUUACUUCCUCUGGUUCCAUACACACUUUUCCACUGUCACACUUGAUUGGUCCUAUUCUUUCAUGUCUUAUCCUCUUGCUCGUCACAUACAUGUAGAAUGCCUUGGGGUUUUCCUUAAUUCUGCUUGCCAAGGCCUUCUCAUGGCCCCUUCUGGCUCUCCUAAUUUCAUUCUUAAGCUCCUUCUUUCUGGCCUUAUAAUCUUCUAGAUCUCUAUCAUUACCUAGUUUCAUAAGCUUUUCUUGACUAGAUUUUCACCAGCCUUUGUACACCGUGGUUCCUGUACCCUACCAUCCUUUCCCUGUCUCAUCGGAACGUACCUAUGCAGAUCACCAUGCAAAUUUCCCUGAACAUUUGCCACAUUUCUGCCGUACAUUUCCCUGAGAACAUCUGUUUCCAAUUUAUGCUUCCAAGUUCCUGCCUGAUAGCUUCAUAUUUCCCCUUACUCCAAUUAAACACUUUCCUUACUUGUCUGUUCCUAUCCCUUUCCAGUGCUAUGGUAAAGGAGAUAGAAUCAUGAUCACUAUCUCCAAACUGCUCUCCCACUAAGAGACCUGACACCUGACCAGGUUCAUUUCCAAUACCAGAUCAAGUACAGCCUUUCCUCUUGUAGGUUUAUCUACAUAUUGUGUCAGGAAACCUUCCUGAACACACCUAACAAACUCCACCCAUUCUAAACCCCUUGACCUAGGGAGAUGCCAAUCAAUAUUUGGGAAAUUAAAAUCUCCUGCCACGACAACCCUGUUAUUAUUACACCUUUGCAGAAUCUGUCUCCUCUAUGUCCCUGUUACUAUUGGGUGGUUGUUAAAAAACACCCAGUAGAGUUAUUGACCCCUUUCUGUUUCAACUUCCACCCACAGAGGCUCAGUAGACAAUCCCUCCAUGAUUUUCUCUUUUUCUGCAGCCUUUACACUAUCUCUGAUAAUGCCAUGCCCCCACCACUUUUGCCACCCUCCCUGUCUUUUCUGAAACAUCUAUAGCCUGGCACUCUAAGUAACCAUUCCUGUCCCUGAACCAUCCAAGUCCCUGUAAUGGCCACAACAUCAUAGCUCCAAGUACUGAUCCAGGCUCUAAGCUCAUCUGCUUUGUUGAUGAUGCUUCUUGCAUUAAAACAGACACAUCUCAAACCAUCGGUCUGAGUGCAUCCCUUCUCUAUCACCUGCCAAUCCUCCCCCUCGCACUGUCUCCAAGCUUUCUCCAUUUAUGAGCCAACAGCCCCUUCCUCCGUCUCUUCGGUUUGGUUCCCACCCCCCAGCAAUUCUAGUUUAAACUCUCCCCAAUAGCCUUAGCAAACUUCCCCACCAGGAUAUGUUUCUACUUUCCAUGUGCUAGAUACGGACAGCUUCAACAACUUGCACCUGAUUCAAGGUCACCCUUAUUAAAUGCUCAUAGAUUUUGAUGGCUUGGCCCUUUCAAAUUCAAUUUCCUUCCACUUUAUUUCUGAACUCCCCCUGAUUAUUGCAUUUCUAAAAGAUGGCAGCUCCUUUCAAUACUCGCUACUUUCUGUGACUUUUCAUUUGGUUUAAAGAGAUUAUUGAAACAUAUUUCUGGCACAUGGUUCCCAUGCUUUGUAUGUAGAAAAUAUAGCUUGCAGAAUGUCAGCUUUCAUUUAUUAGUCAGUAGUUUUCUUUCUUUAUCAUUCCCCACAGUAAAAGCAAGCUGCACCGAGAUUUUAGUUGGUCAUUAGUGUUUUGGCCUACUUGCUAGAGAACACAUGUACCUGGAAAAGGGAAGAAAUUCAAAUGGCUGUUUUACAGAUUCUUGACUCUCAGAUGUGCAGAAACACUGUUAAUUGUCACUUUAUACCAUGAAGAUUGCAUUUUCUGUUCAGUGAUCUUAACCAUUCAUCUCAGAAAUCUCUGCGUUUGCCUGAGGUAUUUUCUGUGAUUCCUGUAUGACAGUUGCAAGUUAUGUUUUUAAAACACACGGAAUGCCAGGUGGUUUUUACAAAGAAACAGGAGGACAUUUCCACCCAGUAAAAGAACGUGUUAUAUGUACUGCUGUGCAGGCUUAACUAGCACUAGUCAGUUUUAUCGGGAAGAAUGGAUUAAAACUCCAUUUUAUUUCAGUGGUUCAAUGGUUUAAUCAAUGGUUCAAUUUAACAUCAGAGAAUGUAUACACUGUACAUCCUGAAACUCUUACUCUUCGCAAACAUCCACAAAACAGAAAAAAACCCAAAGAAUGAGUGACAGAAAAGUCAGAGCUGCAAAUCCUCCCUCCCCCUCCCAGUCGCAAGCAGCAGGAAAAGCACCAAAACUCCCCCCUCCCCCCACUUGCUCCAGCAGAAGCACUCACCCCCCCCAUCCCCACCACCAUGCCAGCAAUAGCAAAGUCCCUAAAGAGACAUUGAUCUAGUGUCCAUCAAAAGCUGCAGUCCAUCCCAGUACUUCGCCAUGUCAGACAAGCCUGCUGUCUCACCAGCGAGGGAGCGAGAGAUUGCUCCUGCGACAACGAGAGCGGGAGACCAGCGGCUCCAGGACUGACUGGCUCUCACUCACCUUCAAAAAAGAGGUAUUUUCAUGCUGUAAAUACCUUCCUGCAGAUAACUUGUCAAAAGAUGAACAUCAACUGGCCAUGUUAGUUAUCUUGUUGUAAACCGACCAUUUUUCUGAUGACUGUCCUAAGUUUUAAGUCGUGGAUGGCUUUGCUUAAAGUAAUGUAUUUAUGUACUGAACUGGAAUUUUUGUAGACUGUGGGUUGUAAUUUUAUUUAUUUUUUAAAAUUUUAUUUAUUUAACUUAUAGUAACUUUUUAUGCCUUGCACUGCAUUGCUGCCAAACAAAUUCCAUGCCAUAAUCAAUAAGAUUGAAGGAGUACGAAGAAAAUUUACAAGGGUGUUACCUGGUUCUGAGUUACAAGGAAGGAUUGGAUAGGUUAGGACUUUGUUCCCUGGAGCAUAGGGGAAUGAGAAGAGAUUUGACAGAGAUAUACAAAAUUAUGAGGGGUAUGGAGUUAAUGGCAAACUACUUCUGUAGAAGUAUUUCCCAAGAACAAUCAUGGUCAUAGACCAUCAACGCCCACAUCAUAGGAGACGGCACGCGAUAACAAUGAAAGAGUAAAUGCGAGCAGGCUUUUUCCAUUGAGGGUGAAUGACACUGGAACUAGAGGUUGUGGAUUAAGUGUAAAGGUGAAAUGCUUAAGGAGAGCCUGAGAGGGAACUUCUUCCCUCGGGGGUGGGGGUGGAGGUGUGUGAGUGUGGAAAAGGUUUGAUUAAAACAUUUAAGAGAAAUUUGGAUAAGCACAAAGGCGAGAGAGGUAUGGAGGGCCUAUGUUCCUGGCACAGGUCAGCAAGGAAUCAAUGAGCAGUAGGGCCCAUUUCUGUGUUCUGUGGCUCUAUGGCAUACGUCAAUGAUAAUAAACCUGACGCUGAUAAUCUUAAAUUGAAGUUUUGUUUUCAGAAAUCAUGAGGCUCUCUCACUCUGCACUAUCAAUCAGAUAGAUGUCUACUGCUUUAUUACACUUGCCUCCCUUGCUUUGUGGUUGAUCAGAUUAACUGCCUGGGGGCAGAAACUUUUAAGAUGGCAUGAGGUUUUAGUUUUAAUAACCCUAUUGCACCCAUUGGGAGAGCUUCUGAAAAAGGCUGUUUGCUGGGUGGGUGGUGUUUGCAAUGGUUUUUUUUCCUGCUUCUUUGUCUUGGAUGCACAAGUCCUGCAAUAAUGGUUGACUCUCCCGGAGUACUGUAUACCAGCACUCUUCAUCCCUGCUUUCUCAAUAGAACCCAAGAAAGGAGGAUGAAGCUAGAUCUGCACUCAUUAAGAUCACAGAUGGUUCUCCACAGCAACUCUAUCUGCCAAAUACCCCCACUCCAUGCUUCUCUGUUCCCUCAGACUCAAAAUGUUUCUCCAUGUGAGGAAUGUCUGGCAGCUCUUGGGCUGUAUUCCAUGAAGUUCAGGAGAAUGAGGGGGGAUCUCAUAGAAACAUUCUGGAUGUUAAAAGGCCUGAACUGAUCAGAUAUGGCAAAGUUAUUUCCCAUGGUAGGGGAGUCUAGGACAAGAGGGCACGACUUCAGGAUUGAAGGAUGUCCAUUUAGAUCAGAGAUGUGGAGAAGUUACUUUAGUCAGAGGUUGGUAAAUUUGUGGAAUUUGUUGCCAUGAGUGGCUGUGAAGGCCAAGUCACUGGGUGUAUUAAAGGCAGAGAUAGAUAGGUUCUUGAUUAGCCAGGGCAUCAAAGGGUAUGGGGUGAAAGCAGGGGAGUGGGGAUGACUGGAAGAAUUGGAUCAGCCCAUGAUUGAAUGGCGGAGCAGACUCGACGGGCCAAAUGGCCUUCUGCUCCUAUCUCUUACAGUCUUAUGUUUUGUAUGAAGACCACCAGUGAACCCCACAUCUCAGUGCUCAUUCCAAGUGCUCGAACCCUGCUGCCCAACAAUGAUCUUACUGAACACCUUCAGUAAAUCCAAAUACUUGCACCCACAGAUUCUCUUUAUCUUUUCUACUAGAUGCAUCCACAAGGAACUCCUGUAGAUUAGUCAUUUUUUCAUCAGAAAAAAUCUGCAUCGGUUCUGCUCGGUCUGAUUACUCUUUCCAAGAUGUUCCACUAUUACAUCCUUUAUUACAGUCUCCAGCACAUUCUCCACCACUGAUGUGAGGCCAAAAAUUUGGUUGUUCCCUGAUUUCUCUCACCCUUCUUUUGCUAAGUGGUGAGGUCACGUUUUCUAUCCCCUAAUCCAUGGGAAAAAUCCUACAUGUAUCCAGCUCUGGAAGAUGAUAACCAGAGGAUCCACUGUCACUAAUGCCACCACUUUCAAAACUCUGGGAGCGAAAUCAUUGAGAUCUGAGAUUUAUCAGCUUUCAAACUCACCAACUUCAGUCAGCUUUUUUUUGCCUAAUGCUUACAUUUUCCAGUUACUUGCUCUUGUUAGAUCUUCAAAUAUUUCUGGCAAGUUUUGUCUAUCUGCUGUAAAGACGGAGUCAAAAUAACUGAUUAAUUCAUGUGCCAUUUCCAGAACCCACAAUAUAAAUUCUCCUAUCUGGCUUUAAAAGGCUCACUUUGCUAGUCUUUUCCUUUUCCUCAACCGUAAAGGUUCCUACAGUCUAAUGUUUGUCUCCCGUUCAAUCCCAUGUCCUAUCUGGCCUUGCUUUAUAGUUCUGAUCCUGCUUUUCUGAAUGCCAAAAUACUUCCAAUCUUUAAAUCACCUACUAUUUCAGGCAGCCUCAUAAACCUUUUCCUUGGAUUUAACACUAAUUUCUCCUAUCAGCCAUAAAUGACUGGUAAAUUACUUCACUUUUUUAAUCUUAGGACAUUUUUUGCAAUUAGCACAUUAAUUCUUUAAAUGCUAACUAUCUCGUGUUCAAUGUCAUGCCCUUAAGUGUGCUCCUCAUCUCAUGCCUUCCUAUUUCCCUUUGUUUCGAUUCAGAGCCUAGUUUUGCAUUAAGUAUAAUCAUUUUCAAAUUCUAUGAAAUUCUGUGUGAUAUUAAGAUCACUCUCUCCAAGAAGUUUUCAGAGAAUACUCUUCUAUUGUACACAGGUAUUUUUUCACCUCUCUCCUUGAGAGUAUACCGGAACUCUUCAAACCUCCUCCCCCCACACCUCUCCCAACUCUCUCAGAAUAUACUUGUUCUCUUAAUAAUAGUCUGCCUUUCCCCGUCCUACGGCUCAGCAGACUGUAAUCAUAACAAUAUCAGAUUAUGCUGCAGUCACCAGUUCAGGAUAAUUCUCUAUUCUGCACUAAUGAAGUGACAGUGGUAAUUUUCUGUUUUCCUUGGCCCAUUCCUCCCCAUCAUAUGACUGGCAUCCAUUGCCACCUCCAUUACAAGGAGGAUGGGUGUCCUCUCUUUUUAAAAAUGUAUUUAUUGAGAUACAGUGUGGAAUAAGCCCUUCCAGCCCUUUGAGCGGUGGUGCCCAGCAAUCCCUGGACAAUUUACGAUGACCAGUUAACUUUGUGGAGUGGUGUGAGCUGAAUCACCUGCAUCAACAUCACGAAGACAAAGGUGGUGGACUUCAGGAAGGUAAAAAUACCCUGAAUUCCCAUCUUCAUCAAGGGAGUGAAUGUGGAGGACAUCUGGGACUACAAAUACCUGUGAAUUCACCUGGAUAAUAAACUGGACUGGACUCUGUACAAGAUACAAGGGCUCUGUACAAGAAGGGACAGAGCCAAUUGUAGUUCCUGAAGAGGCUCCAGUCAUUCAACGUCUGCAGUGCUAUGCUGAGGUGUUCUACGACUCAGUGGUGGCCAGCGUUCUAUUCUACGCUGUAGUCUGUUGGGGCAGCAGGGUGAGAGCAGCCGACGCCAAGAAGAUCGAUAAACCCGUCAGAGGGCUGGUUCUGUUCUGGGGGUGGUUCUGGAUUCUCCGGCGGUUGUGUCGGAGAGGAAGACACUGCGGGGCUGCGGAACAUUAUAUACAAUCCCUCUCACCCUCUCCAUGACAUACUGAACAAAAAGAGGAGCACCUGUAGUAACCGACUGUUUCCACCAAGGUGCACCACUGAACGCCACAGGAGAUCCUUUUGCCCUGUGGCUAUAAGACUCUACAACUCCUCCUCCUUAAAUAUUUAAGUAUAUGGUUUCAUUGCACAUCUAUAUUUUGCAUGAUUACUUUUUAAUGCACAUUUCAUAUUCUUCUUCAUACCUCAACGCUUACAUUGUGUCUUUUAAAGUAUUUAUUUCUGACUGAGCAACCUUGCAACAAUAAUUUCCUUUGCGAUAAAUAAAGUCUUAUCUUAUUGUAUCUUAUCUUAACCUAGCAACCAAUACGUCUUUGGGCCAGGGAGGAAACUCAUGCAGUAACAGGGAGAAUGUUACAAACUCCUUACAGGCAGUGGUGUGAAUUGAAAUCAACAGGAAUUCUGCAGAUGCUGGAAAUUCAAGCAACACACAUAAAAGUUGCUGGUGAACACAGCAGGCCAGGCAGCAUCUCUAGGAAGAGGCACAGUCGACGUUUCAGGCCGAGACCCUUUGUCAGGACUAACUGAAGGAAGAGCUGACCUUGCCUUUCAGUUUGCACUGUCCUAUGGUUCACACCGGCAGAUCUCUCUUCCAGUUUGGUGACAGUCUCCUCCCUGCUCUGUACUUCAUACCUGCCUGACAAUGUAAAUUGAACAGUGCUCCACUCAGUGAGUGUGACCUUCUGAUCCCGCUCUCUGUCAUGGUCAGUAUCUUAAAACUGGGUGGCAUGGUAGUGUACUAUCUUACAGUGUCGGGGAUUGUGAUUGGGGUUCACUUCCCACCACAGUUUGUAUGUUCUCCCCAUGACCAUGUGGGUUUCCUCCAGAUGCUCCAGUUUCCUCCCACAUUCCAAAAACAUACAGGUAGGGGUUAGUAAACCGUGGCCAUACUUAUCUGUGGACUGUGCUGGUUGUUGACUCAAAAGACGCAUUUCACUGUAUGUUUCGAUGUACAUGUGACAUCAAAGAUAAUCUGUCAGUACCUUGCAAUGAAUUGCCAUGGAUAGGAGGGAUAUGGAAGGCCGUGGUUCAGGUGUGGGUUGAGAGGACUAGGCAGAAUACAGUUUAACGUGGACUAGACGGGCCCAAGGCUCUGUCCCUGUGCUGCUGUGCCUUAGGAGGAGGUUGCUUCAAGAGAAGGGGUUGUGUUUGGUCUAUUUACACCAUCUUGAAGAAUGACAGGUCAUCUCAUUGAUGUUCUAUGGUUGGUGCUAUGAGGUUGAUUGCAACGGUUGAGGAUUGGUUGUUUGCGACAGUUAUAGAGUUGAGGACUGGUUUGGGAAGAAUUGGUUGAGUAUCACAUAGGAGAAAUUACUUUAAAGGGAGGAUUGGAAGUCUUCGGAGUUCUUUGCCUCAGAUAUCUGUAGAUGACAGGCUCAAGGACAACUAGUAUCCCAUUGUUAUCAGUCAGAGCUCUUGAAUGAUAAGAUGGACUCUCAUUCCCUCUUCCCUCUCUUACUCAGACUCCACUCACAUGGCUCUAACCCCAGGACAGGCCACUUACGGGCUUCCGACUUCCAGUCCUUGGCCCUGUACUCUCAGAAUCACAGAUAUUGGGCCCCAACCUCCAGUCGCUGGCCCGGACUUGCAAACUCAUAGAUUUCAGGCCUUUGACCUCUGGAUAUGCCAACCCAAAGGCUUCAACUGUCAGGUCUUGACCUUAGGGCUUCGUGCUCUGGUAUCGACCCCAGGACUCACUGAUCACGGGACUUUGAACUCUAAUCUUGGUCCCCUGGACCUCUGACAUCAGGAUUCGCUGACCUGGGGCUCACCAGUACUCGUGCCUCCUGGCCGCACAGACCUCGGAACCUGGCACUUGCUGACCUGGCUGAUCACUAGACCUUGUCUGGUGCCUAGCUAUAAAAAGGAUAUCGUAAGCUGGAGAGGGUGCAGAAAAGGCUCACAAGGAUAUUACUGGGACAGUGAGGUGGUGGGGGGAGGGAUGGUGUGGAAUUUGAUUUGAAAGACUAAAUAGGCUAGACUGUUUUCCCUAUAACAUCCAGUAGAAGGCUGAAAGGUGAACUAAUUAUACCCAUUAUCAUUUAAUAUACUCGUGACUUAGUCCAGAAGUCCCUUGGGCUUCAAACACCUGACUCGCUGAAUUGGGUCUUUGACCUCUGGUGUUGACCCCAGGACUAGUCUGUGAUCUAGUCCCAGUACAAAGGUCAAAGUACAUAUACAUUAUACAACCUUGAGAUUUGUCUCCUUACAGGCAGUCACAAAACAAGAAACCCAAAAGAACCCAUCUAAAGAAAAGAUCAAAAAACACCCAAUGCACAGAGAGGGAAAGAAAACACAAAUUGUGCAAACAAUAAAAGCAAGCAACAAAUGAAAAGCUGGGUGGCAGUGUGAUAUGUGAGGAGGAUGUUAUGAGAAUGCAGGGUGACUUGGACAGAUUGGGUGAGUGGGCAGAUGCAGUUUAAUGUGGAUAAAUGUGAGAUUAUCCGCUUUGGUGGCAAGAACAGGAAGGCAGAUUACUAUCUGAAUGGUGUUAAGUUAGGAAAAGGGAAGUACAAUGAGAUCUGGGUGUCCUUGUUCAUCAGUCACUGAAAGUAAGCAUACAGGUACAGCAGGCAGUGAAGAAAGCUAAUGGCAUGUUGGCCUUCAUAACAAGGGGAGUUGAGUAUAGGAGCAAAGAGGUCCUUCUACAGUUGUACAAGGCCCUGGUGAGACCCCACCUGGAGUAUUGUGUGCAGUUUUGGUCUCCAAAUUUGAGGAAGGACAUUCUUGCCAUGGAGGGAGUGCAGUGUAGGUUCACUGGGUUAAUUCCAGGGAUGGCGGGAAAGUCAAAUGUUGAAAGAUUGGAGCAACUGGGCUUGUAUACACUGGAAUUUAGAAGGAUGAGAGGGGAUCUGAUUGAAACAUAUAAGAUUAUUAAGGGAUUGGAUACGCUAGAGGCAGGAAACAUGUUCCCGAUGUUGGGGGAGUCCAGAGCCUGAGGCCACAGUUUAAAAAUAAGUGGUAGGCUAUUUAGAACGGAGUUGAGGAAAAACUUUUUCACAAUGGAUUCUUUCAAGAAACAGUUGGAUAGAGCUCUUAAAGAUAGCGGAGUCAAGGGAUAUAGGGAGAAGGCAGGAACAGGGUACUGAUUGUGGAUGAUCAGCCAUGAUCGCAGUGAAUGGCAAUGUUGGCUUGAAGGGCCGAAUGGCCUACUCCUGCACCUAUUGUCUAUUGAAUCCAUAGACACGAAAGCCAGAGGAGCCAGUGCAGGCCCACAGCCUCCGUUCACCACAAUGCAGAGCAAAACAUAUGGGAGUUCGUACACAGGAAGCCUGGAGCAGCCGAAGCCUUUUCCAGCUUAAUGACGUCCUUCCGAUAGCUGGGUGCCAGACCCCCAAGGUCAUCAAGUAUAUAGGAGCCUAGUGGCUUUGACCUUAGGGCCUCGCUGUGUUUGGGAGUCAGGAGUAUACAAAAUGAUGAGGGGCAUAAUUAAAGAGAAUGAUCACAGUUUUUCCCUCAGGGUAAGGAGGUCUUAAACUAGAGGUCAUAGGCUUAAAGUAUGGUAAUAGAUGAUAGGUACAUGGAACAAGCUGCCAGAAAUGGUAGGUGUGGGUAGAACUUGCAACAUUUGAGCAGAUACAGGGAUGGAAACAUUUGAUUUAUUCAUUUAUUUGUUUAGAGAUCGAGUGUGGAACAGGCAUGUCCAGCCCACCUAUUUAACCCCAGCCUAAUCACAGGCCAACUUACAAUGACCAAUUAACCUACUAACUGGCCAAUUUACAAUGACCAAUUAACCUACUAACCGGUACGUCUUUGGACUGUUGGAGGAAAUCUGAGCACCCGGAGGUAACCCAACGCGGUCACGGGGAGAACGUACAAACACCAUUACAGCCGGCGCUGGUACGCCUCGUGCUGUAAUAGUGUCGUACUAACUGCUGCUUCGGUAGCACUUGAGAGGGACACGGACCAAAUGCAGGUAAAUGGGAUAACCCAGAUAGGUGUGGCUAACACGAGGAAUUCUGCAGAUGCUGGAAAUUCAAGCAACACACAUCAAAGUUGCUGGUGAAGGCAGCAGGCCAGGCAGCAUCUCUAGGAAGAGGUACAGUCGACGUAUCAGGCCGAGACCCUUCAUCAGGACUAACUGAAGGAAGAGCUAGUAAGAGAUUUGAAAGUGCGACGGGGGCUAAGUUGGUAAAGGGUUGGUUGUUUAUGAUCUGAUGUUACUACUCUUCAGUGUUGAAAAAUGUGUUUACAUUUUGUAUUGUUGCCAAGCUUCUAUAAUUACAGUCA